Molecule: messenger RNA, 840 nt
Organism: Magnolia sinica
Lineage: Eukaryota; Viridiplantae; Streptophyta; Magnoliopsida; Magnoliales; Magnoliaceae
Exons: 3
Coding region: 1-840 (279 amino acids)
Source: RefSeq, a predicted model, not a curated record
AUGUCAAGUAGUGUUAUGCAGUGGACAGACCAGAUGAAUAACUGUCUUAUCGAUACAUUGAUAGAUGUGGUUGUGAACGGCUGCAAGAGUGCGAACGGACUUAAGAACGAAACGUAUAAAACGGUUGUGGAAAGUGUCAGGAGAGCACUAGGGAUAUCAGUUGUGGAGAAGCAUGUUGGUAAUCGCCUGCGAACACUAAAGAGGUUGUAUUUUGAGGUUCAAGACACCCUGAACGCGAGUAGGUUCGGUUGGGAUGACGACAAGAAGUUAGUUACCGCACCAGAUGACUCACAUCCCUAUGCCCAACAUGUUCGUGGAAAACCGGUAAGAAGGUAUGAUGACCUCGUGUUCUUAUUUGGAAGUGACCGAGCUACUAGACUUCGUGCUACGACUGGAAAUAUGCAUACCCAAAGUGGUACGAGAAAGUCUCGUGAUGAUGAUGUUACACCGACUGCAUCAGUUGAUCUUAAUGACGACACACUUGUUCUGUCAAGUGACAAUGUUGGAGAUGGUGGACAUAACAUCCAAUGGUCAUUUCAAAGUUACGAUGAUGCGCAUAUUGCAACCAGAAGUCUGAUUCACAAUGGCAACAACUCCGCCAACACGGGCAGCAUAACCAAUUCUAGGAAGCGAGCCAAAUUGGAACGCCCAUGCAACGUAAUUGGCAAAGGGAUGAGUGAAGUGGCAGAUGUUGUCAAGUCUCUGAUGUCAAAAAGUUGUACGUUGUCUUCGACGGACGUCGUCCCGGCAUUUACCACAACUGGGAGGAAUGCCGUUAGCAGGUGGACGGGUAUUCCUGUGCCCGCUUCCGUGGAUACAAAUCCACGGAAGAGGCAUUAG